Elephantulus edwardii (Cape elephant shrew) is the source of this 9198-nucleotide messenger RNA. It is a transcript of the gene PRUNE2, whose product is annotated as prune homolog 2 (Drosophila). The record is from RefSeq and is a predicted model, not a curated record. The transcript is spliced from 20 exons. Gene Ontology annotation, molecular function: pyrophosphatase activity. Lineage: Eukaryota; Metazoa; Chordata; Mammalia; Macroscelidea; Macroscelididae. The coding region runs from base 1 to 9198 and encodes 3065 amino acids. Gene Ontology annotation, cellular component: cytoplasm. Gene Ontology annotation, biological process: apoptotic process.
AUGGAAGAAUUUUUGCAACGCGCCAAGUCCAAACUGAAUAGAAGCAAACGCUUGGGAAAAGUCCACGUGGUGAUUGGAUGUAAGUCGUGUGAUUUGGAUUCUCUCAUUUCUACCUUCACCUAUGCUUACUUUCUAGAGAAGGUCAGCCCGCCGGGGGUUCUGUGUUUACCUGUGCUGAACAUCCCAAGAACUGAAUUCAACUAUUUCACUGAGACCAGGUUUAUUUUAGAAGAGCUAAAUAUCUCUGAGUCAUUCCACAUAUUCCGAGAUGAAAUUAACCUGCAUCAGCUAAAUGAUGAAGGGAAGUUAUCCUUAACGCUCGUGGGCAGCAACGUCCUGGCCAGCGAGGACCAAACCUUAGAGUCAGCCGUUGUCAAAAUCAUUAAUCCCUUGGAGCAGAGCGAGGCUGGGUUUGUCGUCCCAGAGUCUUCCUCCUCCCUCGUGGUGAAUGAGAUUCUCCAGGAGGCUCCUGAGCUCAUCACCGAGCAACUCGCUCAUCUCCUCAGAGGUAGCAUCCUUUUCCAGUGUAUGACCAUGGAGGCAGAGAAUAUCUCAGAGAAACAGGAGGAGAUCCUCUCCACCCUCGAGGAGAAAUUUCCCAAUUUGCCCCCAAGAGAAGACAUCAUCAGGGUCUUGCAAGAGACUCAGUUUAGUGCUCAAGGUUUAAGUAUUGAGCAGACAAUGCUUAAGGAUCUAAAGGAACUGACAGACGGAGAAAUCAAAGUGGCUGUUAGUUCUGUGAAUAUGACCCUGGAGAACUGCACUUUUCACAGGAAUAUGGCCAGCGAUCUGAAAGCAUUUACAGACAGGUACGGGUUUGACGUCCUCAUCCUCUUGGCCAAUGGCACAUCAGAGGAGCAACAACCGAAGCAACAGAUCGCCGUGUACUCCGAGAACCUAGAGCUAGGCAGCCAGAUUUGCUGUGAACUGGAGGAGUCUCAGAACCCUUGCCUAGAAUUGGAGCCCUUUGAGUGUGGCUGUGACGAGAUCCUGGUGUACCAGCAGGAGAACCCUUCCGUGACUUCUGAUCAAGUCGUUCUCCUGGUCAAGGAAGUCAUCAACCGGCGGUGUUCAGAGAUGGUCUCCAACAGCCGGACGUCGUCCACAGAAGCUGUGGCAGGCAGCGCCCCACUGUCCCAGGGGUCUUCUGGGAUCAUGGAGUUGUAUGGUUCUGAUGUAGAGCCACAGCCCAGCUCUGUGAAUUUCAUAGAAAACCCUCCAGAUCUCAGUGAUUCCAACCAGGCUCAGGUGGAUGUCAACAUCGACCUCGUUAGCCCAGACAGCGGGCUGGCCACCAUUCGAAGCAGCCGUUCAUCCAAGGAGAGCUCUGUUUUCCUCAGUGAUGACAGCCCAGUAGGGGAGGGGGGUGGGCUUCACCACAGCCUCCUCCCCGGGUUUGACUCCUAUAGCCCCAUCCCUGAAGGGGCAAUUGCUGAGGAGCACACACGCCCAGAAGAACAUGCGGAACACUUUGACCUCUUCAACUUUGAUUCUGCACCAAUGGUUUCUGGGCAAUCCCAGCCAUCUUCCCAUUCAGCUGACUUCUCACCAGAAGAUGAUUUCUUCCCCAACUCUGAUUCAUCAGAAGGACAGCUCCCCACCGGCCCUAAACUACUUGAUGAGAUAGGAGUCAACAUGUCUAGCUACUCAUCCAGUUCACUUUUGUCAACAACUGGCAAAGAUAGCCUUGUGGAGUUCGAUGAGGAGUUUGUCCAGAAGCAAGAAAGUCCUACAGAGGACUUGGAAAGAAGUUUGAAUGUGACAGAUUUUGUGAGAGCCGAAUCUCCUACACCAGAAAGAUUUAAAAGUACUGGAAAGCGAAUUCCACCAACACCUAUGAAUAGCUUUGUAGAGAGCUCUCCAACCUCUGAAGAGCGAGUCAUGCACUAUCCGGAAGAUGUUACCGCCAAUGCAGUUGGCACAGGCCACACAGGAGCACCUCAGUCCCGUGCACGAUGCAGCAGCUGGUGGGGGGAAUUAGAAAUGGACUCUAAAAAUGUUGAUAAUGCCUGGAGUUCCAGUGAACAGGAGUCUGUAUUCCAGAGCCCCCCCAAGGCAUGGAAAGGUCCAACCCCAGCAGAUAGGAGAGCCUCAGAUUCUGUUUUUCAACCAAAGAGUCAUGAAUUCUCAAAGUCACGUCUCUGGGAAUCUGAAUUUGGCCAGCCUGUACUGGGGAGCAGUGAGAAUCAAGACCAGGCUGAGGGAAAUUUGCAGCUUCCAGACCUGCCGGCUGAGCAAGCACGUUUAUCUAAUGCUUCUCCUCAGGGAACCAGCCACCUGAUAGAGAACUUUUCUGCGCUGUGGCAUUCUGACCACUCUCCUGUGACCAUGCCUGAGCCCUGGGGGAACCCCACAGAUGAGAGUGACCCAGACACUGGGGGCGCCUUCCCUGCCUGGAGAGCAUUUGGUAAAGAAGAGAGCACCAAAGCUUUGAAAAAUACCUGGAAUCUGCACCCAAUGAGCAGUGAAACACCUUCUGUGAUGGACCUGAAUGAGUGGGCCAUGGCAAAGGGCGGCUUCUCUUUCCGCUCUGAAGAUCUAGUCGACAGCUCUCCCGGUAAUGCCAAUAACGAAGCCACCCCAAAAAUCUGGGGCAAGAAGAACAAUGACACCAGAGAUAAUAUCCUGGCAUCUGGAAAUCCCACUUCCAAUCUGGAUCAUGUGUGGGAUCAUUCAAAGCCACCAGUGGGGGAUCAGAAUGGUUUGGUGGAUCUUAAAAUUAGGGAGAAGGCAUAUGAAAAAGUGGAUUCCUGGAACCUUUUUGAGGAGAGCAACCAGAAAGGAGUUUCAGACGUCCUCGCUCCUUGGGAAGAUUCCUUCUUAUCCUACAAAUGCUCUGACUACAGCACAUCCAAUGUCGGUGAAGAUUCUGUGCCUUCCCCCUUAGAUACCAACUACUCUACCUCUGACUCUUACACCUCACCAACAUUUGCUGGAGAUGAAAAAGAAGCAGGAAGCAAGCCAUUUAAUAAAGAGGAAGGUGUCAAGACAACAGAUGCCAACUCCUCCACAGAGGAGCCCGGAAUGCCUCCUCAUUCACCGCAGCAGCCAUCCAGAAAUCGAAUUAGUUCUGGUCCUGGGAACUUAGAAAUGUGGACGCUGUCUCACACAGAUGACAAUCUUGCAAUAAAUACCACUCAAACCCCAGAUAAGGAUUUCCUCCAGACCGAGCAACUGCACGAGAAGAACCUCUCCGUGGAGGAUGAGGCUGGGGACAGCAGCCUGUCCAGCUACGAUGACCCCAGGAUGAUGCAGCUGUACAACGAGACUAACCGACAGCUCACACUCUUGCAUAGUAGUACCAACUCCCGGCAGGGGGCGCCCGAGAACGACUUGUGGAACAAGGUGAUCCUGGAGGACACGCAGUCCACCGCCACCAUCUCGGACAUGGAUAACGAUUUGGACUGGGAUGACUGCAGUGGCGGGGUGGCCAUCUCCAGUGAAGGUCAAGCGCAAAGUUAUGCUCCAGAAGGUACUGAACCGGAAACUCGCUUUUCAGUGCGACAGUUAGAGCCGUGGGGCGUGGAGUAUCCUGAAGCAACUCAAGUCGACUGGGAACCUCCAGCCUCCUCCGAGCCCAGCGAGGAUACUGCUCCCAACAAACUGAAUGAGAAAAGUGGGCAGCUCAUUGCAAACAGCAUCUGGGAUUCCGUCAUAAGAGAUAACAACAUGACAUCCUUCAUGUUGCCUAGUCCAUCACCUAUGACAGAUUCACAACAAAGUAAAGUGACUCCUGAAACUCCUGGCUCACCAGAACAAGUCAAGGAUGGUCACAUCCCAGAGGCGCUAGAGGCCUCUAGAGUCAGUCCUCAGGGAGCGCUUACAACAGACGCCCACAAGCAGGACAUAGGGGAAGAAACCUUCCAGGGUGAUUCAGCAUCCUUGGCGCCCAGCCUGGAGAACCCGGGGCCUUUUGAACCCUCAAAUCUAUGGAAAGGUUCUAACACUGGACAAAGUGAGAAGGAAGCCUUUACAUCCACUGAUGGAGAGUACGUGAGUGAGGAGGAGAUGACAAGCUCUGAGGAGGACAGUGUCCCCUGGAGUUCUGGAAAGGGUGGAAGUGACCGGGACCUCUCUUCUCCAGUUGCAUCUGAGCAUUACAAAAGCUCCAUGGAAUUAGGCACCGUCACUGUCGAAGAUCCCUCAGCCACUUCCAGUCCUCAGAUUGAGGAACGAGAAGAGACUUUAGAGCAGGAGAAGGGAUCUUGUAACCUGGACUCCUGGGGUCUUCAAACAGGAAUGUCUACAAACAACAUGCAAGCAAACUUGAGUGAGUCUACUGAAGUUUCAGAUAGUGCACAUUUAACAGAAAGUGGAUCUUUAUUGGAAAUGAAGGCUGAAAAAACAGCAGAAUGCCACAUUCUAGAGCCGGAGAGAAUUAAUGAAAUGCUGCCUCAUGAAGUGCCCCAGAACCCUGACAUUUCAGAUGACCCUAAAGAGAUCAAUGUGCAAGACAGCUGCACAAGUCCUGAGAUCCCCACGAAUCUUGAAGUUAAGAGUAUGGAAAACAGUCUUCUAGGAGGUAAUUCACCUGGAAACUAUGGCAAAGUUAGUGUCUCCAGUGAGUACACACAAUCAAGUGCAUCAAGCCCAGAUCUGUAUGAUUCUUCAGCCUCAUUGCUUCCCUGGAGCCACAUGCCCAAUACCGAUCCUGAGAAAGAAAGUCGAGAUAAUUGGAGUGGACAGAAUCCCCAAGAAUCUGACGCAAUUACCACAGAUGGCCAAGUAAGAGUAAAUACUGAAAUGGAAGACCUGGAGAAAAUACGAAUGGAAGCGUUUGAAAAGAGCUUUGAGCACAAAGUGCCUAAAUUUUUGGAGAUCUGGAAUUACUCGGUAGAUGGUGAUUCCUUGUCCUCAUUAUCUAGCCCGGAGGCAGGUAAAUGUUCUGAAUUCUCAAGUGUACAUCAGGAGAGAAAUCUCAUAGUUGACCAUCAGGAGAAAAACAAAUGUGACACUCCUGAAAUUGUACAGCCAGAGGAUACCAACUUUAACUCAUCAAGCUCGGGCUCUGACGAUGAUAGUUCAGAUGAUGAAGAGUCAGCAGAGAAAGAAAAUAAUCUGGUUACUUAUCAAGAUGCACAAAGCAAAUCCAGAGCUUGGAACUUAUCAAGUGAGUCUAAUCAGUUCUUGACCACAGAAGACCACAACAUUCAGGAAUGCUCGGAACACAUAGAAUGUUCAGAACAAGCAGAGGAAGAAAAUAAGUCAAACCCAUUUUAUGAUGACCAGCAAAGCAGCCCUGAUCACUGGACCUUCUCACCACAAUUAGAGACCGAAAUACACAUUACAUCAGUGAAUGAGGAGACAAAAUCUUCUCCAGAAGCAGUAAAUACAGGAGACAGUGCUUGGCAAAUAUCUCCCCAGACUGAACAACAGAACAAAAACCAUUCUAAAUUGGAAAUGCUUGGCUUCUCAACUGAGAGUACAGAAUGGUGGGCUGCCUCUCCACAAGAAGGAAGACCAGAUGAGAGGGCUUUUGAAGGGACACUGUCAAACUCAAGUGAUGUAUUAGAGAGAAAUUCUUCCAAAGUCUACCAAAAUGUAGAUCCUUGGGGAGUUCCCGUUCCUGGUGAUGUUGAAUUCACAGAAGCACAUUAUACCAGUCCUUUCAAAGAUGAGCCGCAGUCUACCUUUCUAGAUAGUAAUGAGAAGAGCUCCCAUGAGCUGCUUUGGAACAUUCAACCAAAAGAGACAGACUCAGACGUUGAGGAGCUUACCCAGCAGGAAACAGUGGACCAAAUUAAAGAAAAGGAUUCCAGAGACCAAAUCUUCCCAGCUUCUGUGAGUGAUGAACUUUCUUCUGAAACACAUACCCAUGAGCAGUGCCAGGAUACUAUGCUGCCAGAUGGGAAUCAGCCAGACCAAACAUUUCUCCACUCAGGUGAAAAUGAAUGUGUUAUUUCUCACGUGUCAGCUUUUGAGUGUCAAGAAACAAAUUGGUGGGAACAAGAAAACACACACACUAGUGAAACCACCAACUCAAGAACUGCCUCAGAAGAUGCCCCUGUUGUCAGUUCUCCUACCGAAUCAAUGAAGAAGUCAGAGUCUGGACAGAAUGAUUCUUCUGGCCCUAGUGAGGGACCUCAGGGCACGUUUGCUCCAGAUAUUUUACAUGGCAACUUCCAGGAGGCUGGACAACUGGCCUCUGCUUCUCCUGACUUGUGGAUGGAUGCAAAGCAGCCCUUCAGUUUGAAAGCAGAUGGUGAGAAUCCUGAUAUACUGACUCACUGUGAACUCGAGAGCAGCUCGCAGGCUUCCAAUAGCCCUGAUAUAUACCAUGAUUAUGAAGCAAAGCAGGAGAUGGAGCACCAUAUUAGUGCUUGGAUGGAACCUGAAGUAGAAUCCAUGGAGUUGUAUGUCACAGAGCCAAAUGUGCAUGAAGAGCCCAUUCAAGAGCUUGGGCAGGAAUGUGUCUCGGGACAUUCAGGACUCUAUUCUGAAAAUGCCAUUCCACUGCCUGCAAUCAGCGAACAUGCAAUUUCAAGUUCAACAUCUCAGCUGGCCUCUCAUGAAGCCCCUCUAGAACCUUCUGAAAUAAAUAAUGAAAGCAAUAUAAAUUUAGGAAUCUCAGAAACAGCAACCAGCUCAAAGGAGGUGCCAGUCUUGGAACUUUUUGACAGAACAAUCUCUGUGGUGGAACAUGUAGGCACCAGUAUUUUUGUGACUCAACCAGAGCCAGCUGUGGAUGGUAACAGUCACUGGGGAUCUGAAAGUCUUGCUCCUGAAAGUCAGACAGAAGCACAAGCCUUGCUUGACUAUGAACAGCCUUUUGCUACUGGGAAUCCUGCCUCUGUCACUGACAGCCUGCCAGUCUCAGACCCAGGCAUGGAUGUAAGUGAAGCUGCCUUUGAUCACAGUUUCAGUGAGGCCUCGGGCCUCAACACAUCAACGGGGACCAUAGAUGACAUGAGUAAGCUGACAUUAUCGGAAGGCAAUCCUGAAACCCCAGUGGAUGGAGAUGCAGGGAAGCAAGAUAUCUGUUCUUCAGAAGCCUCGUGGGGUGAUUUUGAAUAUGACAUAAUGGGUCAAAAUAUUGACGAAGACUUUGUGAAAGAGCCCGAUCACUUUCUCUAUGGUGCUGACCCUCCUUUGGAGGAAGAUGGACAGAAGCAACUGCUGGCACCAUACACACCUCCCUUCGAUUUGUCCCACCUCACAGAACCUGUCCGAGGUGCUGGGACGACAGAGGAAGCUGCGUCUCCAGAGGAUGAAUCCCUGGACAGCGACGCUGCAGAGCUGUCGCUCUCUGCCCUGCCUGAUCGAAGAGUCAAGAAAAGCCCCACAGAGUGGGGAAGUGGGCAGCCGGAACCCCAGCUGGUGGCACUGCGUAUUCACGAAGAUUCCGACUCCCUCUCUUUGCCUGUAAGAGGAGGUUCAAAUGUCGACUUGUCUCCAACGAGCAAUGGUGACUGGGACUUAGAAACAGAAAAUUUUUAUUCCCCAGCAGGUGGAGACAUAGGACCACCAAAUGGUGGCAAUAACAGGGUACUAGACUUGGAAGAAGAAAAAAUAAUUCCUUCCAAAGACUCUGAGAAAUUGAAAUCAGAGUACAAAGAAGGAUACACUGAGAAGAAUGAAGGUCAGCAUGCCCUGCACAUGGGUUAUAUACUUGUAAACCCUGAAGAACAUUCGCCUCAGAGGCCAGAGGCCUGUGAAGCAAGAGAAAGUGCCUUUCAAUUAGAAGAAUCUCAAACAAGUGCUGAAAAAAUGGGGCUGCCAGGAACGCAAUUAGAAAUCACCCCAGACACAUUUAAGUCAACUCCCUUGAGUGAAAGAAAAGACCCUUUUUGCGACAGUGAGGUUUCCAAAACCAACAAGAAAUCUCCUGAAAGCCCCGGGCAAGACCAGGAUUGGAUGGUGUUGGGCCACAGUGAGAUUGGUGGUCUACCCCUGGAAGGAGAUUCCAGUCAGCUGGAAUUCAAGAUCUCGGGGUCUGGAUGUUCUCCCGGGGCUGUGGAGCUGGCCGCAGAUCCCAGCCCAGGCAAGGGUUACCAGAAGCAGGCUCUGGAAGUGGUGAAGCCUCUGGAAUCCAUCGCAGUAGAGGAAGCCUCUGCUCUGAACAGCCAGUCAAGGAAGACUACGAGCCAAGGCCAGGCUGGGCCGGAAGCUGCUCUGUUGCCUGCUGUCACCCAUGACAAUGAAUGGGAAAUGCUUUCACCACAACCCUCUCCGAAAAACACGGUCCCCGAAGCGGAAAUGGAGGAGGAGACAGAGUUCCUGGAGCCCAGAUCAGGGAAACCAAGACCAGACGGACUGCUGGCAGAGGAUGUAGGGAUGGACAUCCCCUUUGAGGAGGGAAUGCUGAGCCCCAGUGCUGCAGACAUGAGGCCUGAACCUCCUAAUUCUCUGGAUCUUAAUGGUUCUCAAUCUCGCCGAAUCAAGCUCACAGCCCCAAAUAUCAACCUUUCUCUGGAUCAGAGUGAAGGCUCUAUUCUUUCUGAUGAUAAUCUCGACAGCCCAGAUGAGAUUGACAUAAACGUGGACGAGCUUGACACGCCUGACGAAGCUGACUCCUUCGAAUACACUGUGCACGAGGACACCACAGCCAACAAAGAUUCUGGUCAAGAGUCGGAGUCUAUUCCAGAAUACACAGCAGAAGAGGAGCGGGAAGACAACCGGUUGUGGAGGACGGUGGUGAUUGGAGAGCAAGAGCAGCGGAUUGACAUGAAGGUCAUUGAGCCCUACAGGAGAGUGAUUUCACACGGAGGAGAUUCAGGAUACUAUGGGGACGGUCUAAAUGCCAUCAUUGUGUUUGCUGCCUGUUUUCUGCCAGACAGCAGUCGGGCGGACUACCACUAUGUCAUGGAAAAUCUUUUCCUAUAUGUAAUAAGCACUUUGGAGUUGAUGGUAGCCGAAGACUAUAUGAUUGUGUAUUUGAAUGGUGCAACCCCAAGACGAAAGAUGCCAGGGCUAGGCUGGAUGAAGAAAUGCUACCAGAUGAUUGACAGACGGUUACGGAAGAAUUUAAAAUCAUUCAUCAUUGUGCAUCCUUCUUGGUUCAUCAGAACAAUCCUUGCAGUGACACGGCCUUUUAUAAGCUCAAAAUUCAGCAGUAAAAUUAAAUACGUCAGUAGUUUAUCGGAACUCAGUGGGCUGAUUCCAAUGGAUUGCAUCCACAUCCCAGAAAGCAUCAUCAAACUGGAUGAAGAACUGAGAGAAGCAACCGAAGCAGCUAAGUACGACUCAGUUUUCAUUUAG